GAGUGGAGUCGAAGAAGGAAAUCCUUCCCGAUCGGAUGAUCAAUCGAACGUGAAGAGUUUGACCAAAGUACCAUGUAUGAUAAUUUCAGAAGAUUUUAAUGCAACUUCAACAGGGAAGAGUAGGAGUGGAAGUAAUAGUAAAGGAUAAUUAAAGAGUAACUCAAGAAAGGAAGACAUCAUCAUGAAGCAGCACAUAUGUGGACUUCGCCUCAGAGAAAAGUCUCCUAUCACUAGGGCUACUAGUUUCAAGGACCUGAAAUUCAUCGAUGUUUGGCAGCACAUGUUUGAAAUCCAUGUAGAAACACCAAGAACAAUGAUGUACAUGCACAGUUUAGCAGCCGUGGGUGCUGAAAGAAGAAGACAUGCUGCUCUUAGCUACUGGUGGAUCAUUCAUCCAUUCAGUUACUGGAGGUUUGUCUGGGACGUAGUAAUGACAGUGAUAUUUAUGAUCGCUUUCCUGACGAUACCAUUCUCGGUUUGCUUCGUUAUAAUGGCUCACGAUAAAGUUCGACUGGACAAGUUCAAUUUUUUCAUCUACUCGUUCUGUUGGAUAGAUAUUGUUCUCAAUUGUAUCACAGGAUACAAUGACCAUGUUAACAUGCGAGUGGAAUUGGAACCCUUGAAGAUCCUCAAGCAAUAUGUGCAGGGUAACUUUGUACCAGAUGUUCUCUCUUCGUUGCCAUGGGAUCACAUAACGAUGCCAUGGCGUACUAUCCCAGGACAUCAUUCUUCUCACUGGGUUAUUGCAGUGAAUCUUCUACCUUUAUUAAAAAUAUCGCGUUAUGGCUACGUUAAUCAACAGAUAUUUGAACUAUUUAGUUACUUCGAAGUUAUGCAUUUUUAUAACGAAACAUUCAGCACGUUGAUGUUGGGAUUUUAUAUGAUGUUCUGGUCUUCCUGUUUGUGUUAUCUUAUACCAGUGUUAGAACUGCAUAUUAUUAUGUCUGCUGCUGAGUCUCACAUCCCCAAAUUCUCACCUCCCCAAAUACCUAUGUCCUCAAAUUCCUAUCCCCCAAAUUUCUUUCAGGAGUGCGAAGAAUGUUGGAUGAUAGGAUUAGACAGCGACACGAUACCCUUCAGAUUUCAAUAUGCCUUGUUCAUCGUCGUCGAGAAACUGGCAGCCAGUGGUUACGGAAAAUACGUUCCUAAAGCAGACGGACAUAUGAUACUGAGUUCUGUUCUCAUGAUACUCGGACGAGUCCUUGAAUGUUAUAUCAUAGUGAUGUUAAUCCACAUAAAAGCCAGCAGAAGGGCAUCCAAAUCAAAGUUCCAAGAAAUAAUGAAUCAAGUAAUCGCUUACACCAUUCAAAAACAGUUACCAGCUCACAUGAAAAAUCGUCUUCAAGCUUACUACUAUUAUCGAUUCAGAAACAGCUAUUUCCGAGAGAAACUCAUAUUACAAAAUUUAUCUGAACAACUACGUCAAGAAAUCGCGUUGCAAUCGUGUCAUCGUUUGGUCGAGAAUGUGGCUAUUUUUCAAACUCUGCCGAAAAAUGUUCUAAGAUCUAUCGUGAGGAACUUGAAAUUCGAACUGUAUUUACCGAGCGACGUGAUUGUAAAAGCUGGGGUGCAAGGAGAUUGCAUGUUCUUUCUGUCUGCUGGAACUGUGGCUAUUUUAACACCGACUGGGAAAGAGAUCUGUCAUUUGGAGGACGGAGCACAUUUCGGCGAGGUGGCUCUCCUCGUCCCCGACCAAAGAAGAGUAGCAAGCGUAAUAGCGAUCGAAGUGUGCGAGGUAUACCGUCUCGAACGUAGAGAUUUCCGAAAAUGCAUCGCCGUGCACACAGAAUUGUUCGCGCAAAUAGAAAGAAUCGCCACAGACAGAAUCGAGAAGGCUGUCACCAUCGAAGAACAGCACAAACGAUACCUCAUGCGACACUCCAUAGAGAGCCAAAGAAGUGGAGUUAUUUAA
Messenger RNA from Megachile rotundata (alfalfa leafcutting bee), 1912 nucleotides. RefSeq names its product potassium/sodium hyperpolarization-activated cyclic nucleotide-gated channel 4. Gene Ontology annotation, molecular function: voltage-gated potassium channel activity. The record is from RefSeq and is a predicted model, not a curated record. Gene Ontology annotation, cellular component: HCN channel complex. NCBI's taxonomy places the organism in Eukaryota, Metazoa, Arthropoda, Insecta, Hymenoptera, Megachilidae. Gene Ontology annotation, biological process: regulation of membrane depolarization; potassium ion transmembrane transport; sodium ion transmembrane transport.